CCGCCCCUUCCGGGCCCAGCUGUCGAGCGGCUGGGCGGGGCUUGGGCCCGGCCGCAACAUGGCGGAGGCGGAAGGCGAGAGCCUGGAGUCGUGGCUGAAUAAAGCCACCAACCCAUCUAACAGGCAAGAAGACUGGGAGUACAUCAUUGGGUUCUGUGACCAGAUCAACAAAGAGCUUGAAGGUCCACAGAUAGCUGUGAGACUACUGGCUCAUAAAAUCCAGUCGCCCCAGGAAUGGGAAGCAGUCCAGGCCUUGACAGUGUUGGAAGCUUGUAUGAAGAACUGUGGGAGAAGAUUUCAUAAUGAAGUAGGGAAGUUUCGUUUUCUAAACGAGUUAAUCAAAGUUGUGUCUCCAAAGUACCUAGGAGACAGAGUCUCUGAGAAGGUGAAGACUAAAGUCAUUGAGCUGCUGUAUAGCUGGACAGUGGCACUGCCAGAGGAAUCCAAGAUUAAAGAUGCCUACUACAUGCUGAAGAGACAAGGUAUUGUUAUGUUUGACCCUGUAAUCCCUGCGGAUAGAACCCUGAUUCCCUCUCCUCCACCUCGCCCCAAAAACCCUGUAUUUGACGAUGAGGAGAAAUCCAAGCUUUUAGCCAAACUAUUGAAAAGUAAAAACCCAGAUGACUUACAAGAGGCCAACAAGCUUAUUAAAUCCAUGGUAAAAGAGGAUGAGGCCCGCAUUCAGAAGGUGACAAAACGCAUUCAUACCCUUGAGGAGGUGAAUAACAAUGUGAAGCUCCUAAAUGAGAUGCUUGCUCACUACAGCAAAGAGGACUCAUCAGAGGCUGAUAGGGAGCUCAUGAAGGAGCUGUAUGAAAGGUGUGAAACCAAAAGACGAACUUUAUUCAAACUGGCCAGUGAGACGGAGGAUAAUGACAGCAGCUUGGGGGACAUUCUACAGGCCAGUGACAACUUAUCCCGGGUAAUAAAUUCCUAUAAAAAAAUAAUUGAAGGGCAAGUCAUCAAUGGUGAAGUAGAUAUCCCUGCAACAUCUUCAACAGAAGGGAGCGAUCCUGCCUGUAGUCUCAAUGCCCUCAUUGACCUCGCUGGAUUGGAUGUUACCAGCACCCCGCCACCACCGAUGCCAUCCACAACGCUGACCCCAGCCCCAACACUAGCACCAGUGCCGGCCUUGUCAGAAAUCCCCAUCCUUCCUCCUCCUCCCCAGACAUUUGGUCACUCGCGGAGCCGCUCCUCCAGCCAAGCCGAGACGGCUCCUGCUCAGCAGAGCAAUACGGCUAAUUCUCUCUCCUUGCUAGAUGAGGAGCUGCUUUGCUUAGGCCUGAAUGACCCAGCCCCUACAGCAGUGAAGGAGUCAACGGAUAACAAUCAGUGGAACGUGUUCCAGAACGACCAGGUGGACCUGGACUUCUUUAGUCCAAAGCUGGUGACUGUUGCCUGCAACUCUGCAGGGAACCCUCUUUUCCAUCAUGGAUCGCAAUCUGCGUGUGGAAUUUCUGCACCGCUGCCUUCCACUUUCACAGCCUCUCAGACUGUUUCCAGCAUUCCUGCACCUAACUUAUUCUCUGCUGGACCAGCCACCCCUCUGGGCCCUCCUAAGGCCGUGCCAGCUGCUCCUGGGUACCUCCCUUCAGCCAUGGGGGGCAAUACUUUGCACAAGCUGGAUGCAUUGGGACACCUUCUUGAAGAAGCCAAAGGGACGUCAGCCCAAGCGAAGCCCACACCCUCGGUGUUCCCUGGAGUUACCUUAUCAACCGCUGUCACCUCAGCCCCCAUCGUAUCCACUGCAGGUGUGCCGGUCACUGAUCCAGUGGUCCCUACUAUUCCUUUUCCAAGCAGCUGUACCGCAGGUUCAGGAAGCCCCCUCUUCCAGCCAGCUUGUUUCCAGCAGCAGGGCAGCCCUCUGAAAGCAGCUGACAUUUCUUUGGCCAAUGUCCAUGUUCCACUGGAGUCCAUUAAACCCAGCAGUGCUCUUCCAGUGACAGCCUACGAUAAGAACGGGUUCAGGAUCCUCCUGCACUUUGCCCAGGAGUGUCCACCUGGGAGAUCGGAUGUGCUGGUCGUGGUUGUGUCGAUGUUGAACACAGCACCACUUCCUAUUAAAAAUAUUAUACUGCAGGCAGCAGUACCAAAGUCCAUGAAAGUGAAGUUGCAGCCCCCCUCGGGCACGGAACUGUCUCCAUUCAACCCCAUCCAGCCACCAGCCGCCAUCACUCAAGUCAUGCUGUUGGCAAACCCCACCAAGGAAAAAGUGAGACUGAGAUACCGAUUGACCUUCACUUUGGGAGACCAGCCCAGCACAGAGGUUGGGGAAGUGGAUCAGUUUCCCCCGGUAGAACAAUGGGGUAAUCUAUGACCCAGCGAGAUUGCCACAGACUCCAUGACAGGACCUGGCAGGGAUCCCAAAGGGACUGGAAUGACUGUGACGUGGAAGGGGCACACAUGCUAUCCACUGGUGAUGUUUAGCUUUGUUUACAUGUCCUGACCACUCUGCUUGUAGCUUUAGUCCAGAAUGUUUUACCCCAGGUUGAAGUGGUCCUGGGGCAUAUAUGCCAAGCAUGAACUGAGUGGCAGCCAGUAAGACCUUUUGCUGGCUGCUUUUAUCUUGGCUUCUGGGUGAACCUGGUUCUAUCUUCCACUUUGUUUAAACUUGAAAUUAUGGUGUUUUGGAACAGAGACCUGUCGCCAGAGGGGGAUUGGGUUGGCUUACUCCCAUGCUGUUGUCCAGAGAUGCCUAAAGGCUGGUAGGGUAAUGAUGUAAUGAGUUUCCUCAGUGCAGAGCCCUAAUAUAGGCCUACCCUAGGGCUUUUAUCUCCUGGGUACCAGAACUAGACUCUCUAAGCCUGUUGAGCAAUAAGGCUGGCUCAAAGAGGGUACAUUUAUUUUUUACACUAGACUGAUGCUCCAUACGCCCACUCCAUUUUCUCUCUCAACAGCCAUCCUAAGCAGUCCAUUUAGGCAGACAGUAGGUGUGAGCUGUGUGACACCUCUCUCUCUAACUGAUACAGUGUAUUUUAUACUCCCAGGUGCCUGUAUACGGUAUCGCUUCCAGGCAGCUGGGAUUACUCUUUGUACACAUGUGGCUACACACUGGUUAUUCUUCUGACUUCGUCACAUUCCACGGUGUUGAGCAGGGGGAGGUGAGGAGGUAAAACCACCAGGGCUAGAAGGCUCCAGUGGCCCAGGACAUAAGGGCAGCAGAGUCUCUGCAAUCGCUAAUCAGGUGCAGCAACCAAAGCACGGUUAAGAAGAUAGGCCUCUCAAGUCCCCUCAUGCACGGAGUAUUAUUAUUGUAGUUGAGUACUAUGUUCUCUUGAGGUGAUUAGGAGUAGGAUCUGUAAAUACUAGAGCUGUAGAGCAACUA
This is a messenger RNA of Gavialis gangeticus (Gharial), 3325 nucleotides long. RefSeq names its product golgi associated, gamma adaptin ear containing, ARF binding protein 3 (gene GGA3). Gene Ontology annotation, molecular function: phosphatidylinositol binding; ubiquitin binding; small GTPase binding. NCBI's taxonomy places the organism in Eukaryota, Metazoa, Chordata, Crocodylia, Gavialidae. The record is from RefSeq and is a predicted model, not a curated record. The transcript is spliced from 17 exons. Gene Ontology annotation, biological process: intracellular protein transport; vesicle-mediated transport. The coding region runs from base 59 to 2317 and encodes 752 amino acids. Gene Ontology annotation, cellular component: trans-Golgi network.